CCAUGGCGGGGCUGGGGCCCGGCGGCGCGGCGGAGCCGCGGCCGCUGCUGGUGAAAAUCGUCAUGGCCGGAGAGUCCUGCGUGGGGAAGACCUCCAUCGUGCGCAGGUACACGGAGCCCGGCUCGCCUCCCGCCGGCUCUCCCGCCACUUCGUACAUGGCCACGAUCGGCAUUGAUUUUAAAGUAAAGCCUGUAAUGUUUCAUGAUAGAAGAGUGAAACUUCAAAUAUGGGAUACUGCUGGCCAGGAAAGGUUCCAUACACUUAGUACCAGCUAUUUCCGUGGUGCACAAGGCUUUGUUCUUGUAUAUGACAUCACAAAUCUGAAGAGUUUUCAAAGUGUAACAAUGUGGAUGAACGACAUAUAUGAGAAAGCAGGUGAUGAAGUGGACGUAAUACUGUUGGGCAACAAGUGUGAUAAGGAGUCAGAACGGGUAGUUCCAAAACAGAAAGGAGAAAAGCUUGCUUGGGAAUUUGGAAUGCCAUUUUUUGAGACCAGUGCUAAAGAAAAUGUGAACAUUGAGCACGCAUUCUCAGUCUUGACUAAGGAAAUCCUGGAAAAGAAAUCCGGUGUAUUACAUGACUUAGACGUUGUGUCUCUAAAUGAAACUAAGAAGAGAACCUGCUGUGCAUUCUAAAAUACUGUUUCUUAUUCAGUUUUCAGGAAAUAUCAAGUGUUACAAAGGGACAUAUAAGAUUUUAAAAGUGAGCCUGCAAUGCAAAAAUACAGUGUUUAAGCAUCCUUUGUAUUACACAGACAUUGUCACCAAAUGUUUUUAUAUGUUUAUAUUAUAUUUUCAUAUUUUUAAUGUGAAGAUAAAACAGUUAUCUGAUUUAGGAAUUAUUAGGUGCUUCACAGGGUGACCAUGCUUGAAUGUAAAUGUUUGCAGAAAUGAAGUCUAGGUGUACUAAUUUUCUGUUAUUAAAAAACACCCUUCACUUUU
This is a messenger RNA of Lonchura striata (white-rumped munia), 941 nucleotides long. Its product is annotated as ras-related protein Rab-10. NCBI's taxonomy places the organism in Eukaryota, Metazoa, Chordata, Aves, Passeriformes, Estrildidae. The record is from RefSeq and is a predicted model, not a curated record. Gene Ontology annotation, molecular function: GTPase activity; GTP binding.